GGUGCUCUGUGUCCCCUGGACACAGCAGAUCACCGAUCCACGGAAAGAGCCGAAGAUGUCGGCUUGGUCAUGUGAUCAGCUGUGUCCAAUCACAUGGGACAUGUACACUGAUCAUCAGGGCACUGAUGAUCAGUGUGUCCUGAUAAUCAGUGUGGCCCCAGAAGUGCCACCUGUCAGUGUCCAUCAGUGCCAGCUGUCAGUGCUGAACAGUGCCACGUGCCAGUGUCCAUCAGUGCCACAUCAAUGCCACAUAUCAGUGCCUACCAGUGGACAUCAAUGCCACAUAUCAGUGCCCAUCUGAGCUGCCCUUCAGUGUCACCCAUCAGUGCCACCUAUCAAUGCCAAUCAGUGCCACCUAUCAGUGC
Staurois parvus is the source of this 365-nucleotide messenger RNA. NCBI's taxonomy places the organism in Eukaryota, Metazoa, Chordata, Amphibia, Anura, Ranidae. The record is from the annotation of a GenBank genome assembly.